This is a messenger RNA of Amblyraja radiata (thorny skate), 5412 nucleotides long. RefSeq names its product transmembrane protein with metallophosphoesterase domain (gene tmppe). Lineage: Eukaryota; Metazoa; Chordata; Chondrichthyes; Rajiformes; Rajidae. The record is from RefSeq and is a predicted model, not a curated record. The transcript has 5 exons. The coding region runs from base 751 to 2067 and encodes 438 amino acids. Gene Ontology annotation, molecular function: hydrolase activity.
UUUAUUCCGCCUUCACCUGUUUUCCAGCUUUGUUCCCCCCUACUGCAAAAUGUGAAGGGUCCCGAAAUGUUACCUAUCAAUGUCUUCCAGAGAUGCUACCUGACCCGCUGAGUUACUCCAGCACUUUGUGUUUUAUUUCUGUAAAUCAUCAUCCGGAGCUCCUACUUAAUAUUUCCAUUCUGUGCGUGCAUGUGUUUACUUUUUGUAACCAUUAAUCUUUUGUAACCAUUAAUCUUUUGUAACCGUGCUCUGUUAAUGCAAUACAAUGCUUUCGUCCGCCGAAUAACGGGUAUUUAGGGAGCUUUCUGUACAGCACGUCUGCUAUUUUGCAAAGUGAAAGGAAAGGGGGCGCUGCUGGGUAUUUUUUUGAAGGUUUAAGGUUUAAAUUACGUUUUUCAUCUGGAAAAUCUGCGAUCGGCCGCGCUGCAGCCGGCGCCCAGGGAUCCCGGUGGCAACACUUUGGAACGUGAAGGUCCCGGUGCAACGUUCCAAUGGAACGCUCCCUGGACAUUGUUGCAAAGCGCGGCCCGCGCGCCAGCUCCUUCAUCGGCCGCGAGGCGCUCCCGCACUUCCUGGGUGGACGAAAGGCUCUCUUGCUCUGCAAAUCUUUCAUGCUCCUGACCCGUGGAUGAGGAAGUAGGCAUCGGAUAAGCAACCCUCUAAAUAAUUGCAACCGAUUUAUGCAACCGGCGGAAGACAUUUAUAGAGAAGAGAAACACACCGGAGAUUUUAAAAAAGGGGCUCGGGGAAAUGUUGAUUAUCGGCAGGUUGGCUUGGGAGAUCCGAGUGUCGUUGUGCGCUGCCGUUGUGUUUCUGUCCAUGGUCAUCUCCAGGAGUUUAAGAGACUACAUUGAUCAACCCACACUGCUGAAGUUGUUCCGCGUGCAGUUUCUGCUCUUUGUCAACAUCCUCAUGUCAAUCGGUUCGCGGUACAUCUGGAAGAAGAUUGUCACCAACCUGCACACUUUAUGUACAGCCUCCUGCAAUCAUGUCAAGUGUUUUACCCUCUGGAAAAUCACAAUUGUGGUUUUUCUAUUCCUGACACAUUCCAGUUUCGUUUCUUUGCUGACUUUGGUUUCAGAGGAGCCUCACAUCUUUUCCAUGGUCUCCUACUCCUGCCUAGGAAUCUACAUUUUCCUCAUUUUCAGUCUGUUUGUAUUAGGGCUGUUGGAAAAGGCCCAGAGAUUGAUCAGUUUUAGACGGGCUCCCUCGUCCAUCCAAAACCGGAAUGUUAUUUCCGUGGCCCUGGCCCUCCUGUUUACGUUUGCUUGCACUGUCAUGGGCCUCCUCAAUGCACGCCAGCCUCCAAUGAUCAAACAGGUGGAGUUAUCUCUCCCCAAGCUACCUCGGUCAUUCCACAAUUUGAAGAUAGUAUUGUUGGCUGACAUUCAUUUAGGGCCCACAGUGGGAAGGACCCAACUUGAAACGGUUGUGAAAAUGGUCAAUGAACUAAAUGCAGAUGUCAUCGUGAUAGUCGGUGACCUGACUGACUCCCAGGUGGUCAAUCUCAGAACAGCCUCUGAGCCUCUGAGAAAGCUGAUGCCAAAAUUAGGAACGUACUUUGUUACAGGUAACCAUGACUACUACAGUGCUGAUGUCAGCAACUGGUUUACGCACCUACAGUCGUUGAAUGUUCAGCCUCUCCACAAUGAACACGUCAAGAUUUACAGCCCCAGUGGCAACAAUGACUGGUUCUGCCUGGCUGGGGUCGAUGAUGUUGAAGCAGAAAUGUUACGGUAUCCUGGACAUGGUAUGGACUUGAAGAAAGCAUUGGAUGGCUGUAGUACAGAAGAUGCUAUCGUGCUGUUAGCGCACCAGCCAGUAGCCGCCAAACGUGCUCUUCAAAGCAGGCCAGAUAUCAGCCUGAUUCUCUCUGGUCAUACCCAUGGUGGACAGAUCUUUCCUCUAGCAAUUGCUGCCUAUUUCUUGAAUCCAUACUUUGAAGGUCUUUAUAAAACCGCUCAGAACAAUUUUGUGUAUGUAACUCCUGGGACAAUUUACUACGGCAUUCCAAUGAGACUAGGAAGCAGAGCAGAAAUAACAGAACUCAUUUUUAAGACUGAGUGACAUUACUCUCUUGCUUCUAGCAUCUCCAUUUGUGAGCAAUGAAUGUUAUGUUUGUGGCACAUGUAAAGAAUAUGUCGAAUUUGAGUCUGAAGAAGAAAUAUCACCUGCCUAUUCUCUCCUCAGAUAGAAACAUAGAAAAUAGGUGCAGGAGGAGGCCAUUCGGCCCUUCGAGCCUGCACUGCCAUUCAUUGUGAUCAUGGCUGAUAAUCCACAAUCUAACCUGUAACUGCCUUCUCUCCAUACUCCUUGAUUCAAUUAGCCCCAAGAGCUCUAUCUAACGCUCUUUUAAAUUCAUCCAGUUAAUUGACCUCCACUGCCUACUGUGGCAGAGAAUUCCACAAACUCACAACUCUCAGGGUGAAAAAGUUUUAUUCUCAUCUCAGUUUUAAAUGGCCUCCCCUUUAUUCUUAGACCGUGGCCCCUGGUUCUGGACUCCCCCAAUAUUAGGAACAUUUUUCCUGCAUCUAGCAAGUCCAGUCCUUUUAUAAUUGUAUAUGUUUCUAUGAGAUGCCCUCUCAUCCUUCUAAAUUCCAGCAAAUACAAACCCAGUUUUUCCAAUCUUUCCUCAUAUGACAGCCCCGCCAUCCCGGGGAUUGACCUCAUGAACCUAAGCUGCACUCCCUCAAUAGCAAAGAUGUCCUUCCUCAAAUCAGGAGACCAACACAGCACAGCACACAAUACUCCAGAUGUGGUUUCACCAGGGCCCUGUUAGUCCUAUACUCAAAUAUCCUUGUAAUGAAGGCCAUUAGCUUGAAGUGGCUGUCGAGUCAUUAGCUUUCUUCACUGCCUUGCUCUGUGUUUUGCUCAAGAUUCCAGCAUCUGCAGACUCUUGUGUUACCCAGGUAAUUAAUUUAAUUGACUGAUUACUGAGGAGCCAUCAAUGUACUGUUUUGAAGAGAUCAAAGUAUAUAUUUCGAAUGACUUGAUCCCUUGUAAGACUACAGGUGCAGAGUAAAGGUUUGUGGCAGUCCUUAUGGAGUUUACAAUUGUUUGUUUGCCCACUCUCUGUGGUCCUUGGGUAUAAAUUAUGAUCUGCCCUACUGGGGGUGUCUCCUGUCCUUCUGUGCUGAUCAUUUGGGGAUCAUAGACUCUACAGCCACUUCAUACAUCCAUAACAGCAUGAUGACUCCUGCAAGUCAUUAAGUGAAAGAUUCUGUAUACAAAUCGCCUUCUCGCAAUCCAAUGUCCAGAGAAACCCUGCUGAAGAAUAAGUGGAAAAUAUUCAUUAAGGACACCCCUGUCUUGCCUAAGGGUUAUGUUCCGUGAACCAAUAUGCAAGUCAGAAUUUAUGAAAGUUGGAAUCCCCAUCACCUGCCCGAAAUAACUCAAUGAGUUUGAAGAAGGAUCUCGAUCCGAAUCGUCACCUAUCCAUGUUCUCCAGAGAUGCUGGCUUGCCUGCUAAAUUAGUCCAGCACUUUGUGUCCGGCACUGGAAGUAUUAGCUCUCUCAGCGGCGUCUGGCUUCAUCAGGGGCACUUUCUGCAGCCUUCUGGGUAAGCAUUGCCGGCUUGAGUUCUGUCUCGCCAAAGAUCUUUGGUCUCGCCGUUAGGGCACUUUCUGCAGCGCAUGGCCUUCUGGGUAAGCAACACCGCCAUUGCCAGCUAGUUUCCAAUGUAAACUUGAGUGAUCGUACAGUGUGUUUAAAUGACUGACUGCCAGACUUACUAUUUAUAUAAAUGCAAGUUUACGCAAGUCGCCUAUUGCGUAAGUCACGGAGUGUCUGUACCUAGUUAUCUUAAAGAGGUUUUAUUCUCACUUUCCUGACCGCCAUUGAAUUCUAAAUCAAAAAUAUUUUUGUUUGUGAAUUUUGUGUACGUUUGAUAUUUGUCAAAAGUACUACAAUUAUUACUGGUUUAUUAAUGCCUUAAAUUGUUGCUGAUUCUAUAAACCCAUCUAUGUGAUGCAAUGUUAAUUACUGCAUUGUUUAAGAAUGGCUGGUCUAUAAAUACUAGAGAGACUAUUCCUCUUCUCUUGAUUUGACUUCCAUUGAUCAGUGUUGAUUUUAUAUACUUUGAGUAUAUUGCAAUCUCUUGGUCAUUCCUUGUGAUAUCAUCUUAACGUAACACAUAUUGCGCUUCCUUGCUGUAAAAGGCAGUAAUAUUUUAUUAUUCUUUCAGUUUUGAGGAGCAUUGUCAUCAUUGUUAAGAUGGUUAUAGGACCUGUCCCACUUAUGUGUCUUUUUCGGCGACUGCCGGCACCUGUCAUAGGUCGUUGCAAGUCGCCGAAAAUUUUCAACAUGUUGAAAAUCCAGCGGCGACCAGAACAAGGUACGACUCUAUGGGCGACUACUCAUGAUCCUACAGGCUUCACCCUGCGACGUGUCGUCAGGGUGUCUCCUGUUUGGUCGUGAGUAGUCUCCUCAGUCCCGUAGCGUCUUUCUGGUUGCCGCUGAAUUUUCAACAUGUUGAAAAUUUUCGCCGACCUGCAACGACCUAUGAUGGGUGCCGGCAGUCACAGAAAAAGUCGCGUAAGUGGGACAGGCCCAUAUCACUGUUGCUGUGUGAAGGAGAAUGCAGUUGCUUGGUUCCGCAACUAUCGGCAGUAAGUGUGUGAAAACAUGAAUUCAGUUAUCUGAAUAUAGAAAUUUAAAACAAACCUUUAGCAACUGGGCCAAGCUAUAGAAAAUAAAAUGAGUAUUCCAAUCCAGUCGGUCCUAGUCACUUCAAAUCAUUUCUUAAUAAAUGCUUGAAUCAGUUUGAAUUAACUGAUCAAAAUGGGAAACUAGUCAACAAAGUAAUUAACAGCUGAUUUGAAUUAAGAGUACACAAAUACAUUUUGUAACUUUCAACAUCUCAACUAAAGCUGAGGUUAUUGCAAAAAAACAUGCUAUUUUGAAAAAGGAAACAGGUCUGCAAAUCUAAGAAAGUAAAUAGAAAAUGUUGGAAUGCACACUAAAGAAAAAGGUGGGUGAAUAUUUUGGAUGUUACACCUUUCAUUAGAAAAUGGUUAUUGCAACCGUUGACGAGAGACACUUUGGUAGCAAUGAAUCCUCAGUUUCGACUAUAUUGCACUUCAAACUCGUGAUAGUGAAUAAACAUUUGUGUCUUUGUUUUCUUAAAUUUCCCUUUACUCCUUGUUCAUCAUUCCCAAAUAGGUACAGAACACAGAUUGCCUUUUAUGCAAUGUAAGGAAAAUAGAAUAAACAGACUUGACUUAAUUAUUGGGCAUAGCAAGAACCUGGCACUGUCGAAUGUUUUUGCCAAAUACAAGGUUACGUUUGUUAAAUGUAAAAACUGGUUCUGAAAUACUGUCCAGCUAAAUCAGGAACCAAAUAUGUUCAACAAAACUUGUGAGUGUUUUAAUCUGUGGAAUCUUUUUAAAGAUGAAUAAAUGUUCUCUAUCAAAA